AUGAGUGGUCGAGCCUCUGACCAUCUAGUAUCACAUAAUAGCGAUCAUCCAUCAAAGUCUAAAUCUAGACAGGCUUUGACAGCGACUGCUUUCUUCUUAUUAGGCGCCAUUGUUAUAUUAAUACCUGCUCUUAUUCUUAUUUUACGUAAAGCAAAUUGUCCUGAUCCACCAUCACCACCAGGACCUCCUGCAUGGAAUAGUAGUGAUUAUUUAUCAAAUAGUGAUUACUAUAGUCAAUUACCAGAAGCACGUGAUUUUACACAAUUAGAUAAUCUUCGUUUGGAUCGUCUUUCAUCUCCUCGAUUUCAUCCAAAAAAUGGAAAAACAGUUAUUUAUCUUAGAAAACAAUAUCAUAUGCCUGAUCUUAAAGGUUCAACAACAACUCUUCAUUGGAUUGAUUUAGAUACAAAUAAAACAGUUCAAUUAACACGACCUAUUUGGGGUAUUAAUGAUCAACAAUUCUAUUGGGUAGAUGAUAAAGCAAUUCUUUUUCUAUCUAAUCGAGGAUCAUCUGGUCUUAAUCAAUUAUUUCAACUUAAUUUACCUGAUGAUGUAUCAGCUAUUGGCAAUUUUCUUGAACCAACUCAAAUUACUGAUUAUCCAUUAGAUAUUGAUAAUUUAUUAGUUAACAAACAAGGAACUCGUCUUGCAUUUAGUUGUCAAGUCUUUGCUAAUUUAACUGUUCAACAAACAGCUGAUCGUCAUGCAACAGAUAAAGCUAGUGGUAGUUUAGUUUAUAAAUUUGAUAAAUUAUUUAUUCGUCAUUGGGAUGAAUAUAUGCUUGGACCACGUCAUCAUCCAUUUGUUGUUUCUAUUCAACAAACAAAUGGCAUAUAUAAUUUUACAAAAGCACCUACUGAUGUUCUUUUUAAUAUUGAUAGUGAUGCACCAACAAGACCUUUUGGUGAUGGUAAAGCUGAAUGGUCAUUUAGUGCAAGUGGAAAUAAAUUUGCUUAUACAAGACAACAUGAUGAAAAUAGUUCAGUUGCUUGGUCAACAAAUUUAGAUAUAUUUACUGUUGAUUUGACUGCAGAUACUUUAACAUCUGUAUGUAUUACAUGUGAUAAUCAUGCAGCUGAUACAAAUCCAUCAUUUUCACCAAUUGAUGAACAUGUUUUAGUUUAUCGAGCACAAGCAGUUCCUGGUUAUGAAUCAGAUCAAUUCAAAAUUAAAUUUUUCAAUGGUAGUAAUCCAAACACAACUCUUCUUGAUAGUUGGGAUCGUAGUAUUCAAGCUAUUACAUGGUCAUUAGAUGGUAAAUCACUUUUUCUUGAAUUAGGUGAAGAAGCACGUAAUGUUAUUUAUAAAUUGUCUAAUAUCUCAUCUCCAAUAUCAACUCCUACUCGUCUUAUACGCGAGGGUUCAUCACAUGAUAUAAAUCUUCAUCCAACAGAUAAUGACGUAUUUCUAUAUACUCAUGACAGUAUUACUGCACCACCUAAUGUUUAUUUAUAUUCAUCACCAACAUCAAUGCGACCUGUGACUGUUCAUAAUAAUCAUCUUUUAUCUAAAGUACGAAUGGGUAAAGUAGUAGAAGCAUUUAGUUUUAAUGGUUCACAAAAUGAAAUGGUAUGGGGUUGGUAUGUCGAACCAGUAAAUGGUACAGCUGAACCAGCUCCACUUGCUCCACUUGCUUUUCUCAUUCAUGGUGGUCCACAAAGUAGUUGGUAUGAUGCAUGGAGUUUUCGUUGGAAUUAUCAAGCAUUCUCAGCACAAGGUUAUGCUGUAAUUGCUAUUAAUUUUCAUGGAUCUGAUUCCUAUGGACAAAAAUUUACUGAUAGUAUAACUGGUCAUUAUGGUACAUUACCAUAUGAAGACUUACAACUAGGUCUUACAGCAGCUAUAGAACGUUAUCGUAUUAAUGGAACUCGAGCUGCAGCUUUAGGUGCUAGUUAUGGUGGAUUUAUGAUAAAUUGGAUUGCUGGACAUCCUGAAAUGAGUCAUCGUUUUAGAACUCUUAUUUGUCACGAUGGUUUAUUUGACAUGCGAGGAAUGGCUUAUUCUACAGAAGAGUUAUGGUUUAGUGAACAUGACGCUGGUGGUUUUACUCCUUACGAGAAUCCAGAAGCAUUUGAACAAUUUAAUCCUGUCAAUCAUGUCGCAAAUUGGAGUCAACCAAUGUUAGUUAUUCAUGGUGGUCGUGAUUAUCGUGUACCUGAUACACAAGGUAUUGGUGCAUUUACAGCUUUACAACGACGUGGUAUUGAAAGUCGUAUGCUCUAUUUACCUAAUGAAAAUCAUUGGACAUUAAAUCCAUUCAAUUCACUUAUUUGGUAUCAAGAAGUACUUGAUUGGAUGCACCGUUUGACAAUAUAA
This is a messenger RNA of Adineta steineri, 2316 nucleotides long. NCBI's taxonomy places the organism in Eukaryota, Metazoa, Rotifera, Eurotatoria, Adinetida, Adinetidae. The record is from the annotation of a GenBank genome assembly.